Messenger RNA from Ruditapes philippinarum (Manila clam), 2437 nucleotides. Its product is annotated as NAD-dependent protein deacylase sirtuin-6-like. The record is from RefSeq and is a predicted model, not a curated record. Bases 291 to 1907 code for a protein of 538 amino acids. The transcript is spliced from 7 exons. NCBI's taxonomy places the organism in Eukaryota, Metazoa, Mollusca, Bivalvia, Venerida, Veneridae. Gene Ontology annotation, molecular function: NAD+ binding.
GGGAGACCGCCCGCAAGAGGUACAUCUUUGCAAUGGGAGAUAGAAAGAAAGCCUUGUUCAGGACUUCUAUACAUACCUUCUCUCUCAAGAAAUAUGUACAUAAUUGAUGCCACAGGAACACGUAGCUUUUGUUUUCUAAAUAAAUUUGAGGUGACUUGCCGAAUACUCUGUGAAAUUUUAACACGAGAUGAUGUACUGUAUGGUAGAGGUUUUUAAGACGCGACAACAACAACCAAUUAAAGACUGAAACAAAACAUUUUUUGCGAUAAUAAUCUACCAUUUGAAUUGUGAUGUCUGUCAACUAUGCAGAGGGGUUGUCUCCCUAUGAACACAAGGGUAAAUGUGGUUUACCUGAAAAGUUUGAUACGGAUGAUGUUGUGAGAGAAAAAGUUUCCCGGCUUGCAGAAUGGGUCACUGAAAGUAAACACAUGAUUGUACAUACAGGAGCGGGAAUCAGUACAUCAGCCGGUAUACCUGAUUUCAGAGGACCAAAUGGAGUUUGGACGUUGGAACAGAGAGGAGAGAAACCAAAGUUUAAUGUCACAUUUGAAGGGGCAGUGCCUACAUUGACACACAGGGCAAUACUAGCCCUGGAAGCUGCAGGUAUCGUCAAAUACGUGAUCACACAGAACGUGGAUGGCCUACAUGUACGUUCUGGUUACCCUAGAAACCGUCUCUCAGAACUGCAUGGUAACAUGUUUGUAGAAGAAUGUGAUAAAUGUGGAACUCAGUACAUCAACAGAAAUGUGGUACCAACCAUGGGUGUAAAACUGACUGGCAAAAAUUGUACACUACAAAAGUCCAGAGGAACUUGUAGGGGGAAGUUGUAUGAUACAAUACUAGAUUGGGAACAUUCUCUACCAGACAGAGAUUUAGAUUUGGCGGACAAACAUGCUAGAUUAUCUGACCUUAGUCUGUGUUUAGGAACUUCGCUUCAGAUAGUACCCAGCGGAAAUCUCCCUUUGGCAACUAAACGUAACAAGGGUCACCUGGUCAUAGUCAAUCUACAGCCGACCAAACAUGACAAAAAAGCGAACUUGAUAAUCAACACAUAUGUUGAUACUGUCAUGAAACUAUUGUGUGAAAAAUUGAACUUAAGAAUUCCCGAUUUCACGGAGCCAAUGGUUCUGUUAAAAUCUGUUCACUCAACUGCUGAUGAUAAACCGAUGAACAUAGUUGUUACAGAUAGUACUCUGAUUUGCCGUAGCCCGUUGUUAAGUAAAGAUGUCCGAGUUGAACCAAAUGUCAAAAGAGAAUCAGACGAUAAAUUUCAAGCAGACGUCAAAGUUAAAGCAGACGUAAAUUUUGACGGUCAUGUGUUUAAAGGACAAAAGUUUAAAUCUGAAAGCCAAUGCUCACUCGGGAAUGGAAUUAAGAAAGUUAAAACGGAAAUUGUUGAAGAGUUGGUGAAAAAAGAUGAAAAUGUAUAUGAUAAAGUAGAUGUGAAAGAAGAGUUUGACAGAGGUGAUAAGGAUAUGAAUGAAAGUUUGGAACCUAAUAAAGAUUGGAAAGAGGUAUUGUGUAAUGCCAAUGCAAGAGCGAUAAGUAAUGAAACAAUAACAGAAGAGGAUGCUUGCAGAAUUGAACAUGAUGUAACAUCAACAGGUGAACUAACUUUAAAUCCUGGUAAUUCAAAUACUGGUAAAGGGAACAAGGAUGUUAGUAAACAUCAAUGUGUUGAUGGUAAUAAAGAACCCGACAUGGCCGUAAAAGAAGCAAAUUUUGGAAAUUGUGUUUCAGGAAAGGACAACUUGCAUGCUUCAGAGACUGCAGAUGGAAGCAUAAAUUUAUAUGCAACAAACUCAACAGGCAUCAAAAAUCUGAAAUCGGACAUUAAAACUGAAGAGAAUUCCCUAGAGAUUGGAAGUGAUGCUAAAAGAUCGAGAUUAGAAUCUGUGAUCUCUUGAUGUUGUUUUUUUUUAGAAGAUAAAAAUCUCAGGGGUUAAUCUCUUAUUAAUUACAACUGCAUUGAAAUCACUUCAGAUAUCAUUUAUUAACUUGUCCGUUUUACCUAUUACUAGUAAUAUUAUUGUGACAUAGUUAAGCAAAAAAAUUAAAUGUAGCCCAUUACUCAAACAAUUUUGGUAGCCUGUCACUAUGAAACUUUGAAUACUUGUUUAUCAACUUUCUUAUAUAAUGUAGUUAUCACUUUUAGCUCAAUGUUACGAAGAAUAGGGAGAGCUAUAAUAAUUGUAUUCACCUAAGAUUCAGCAUCAGCUUAAAUUUUUGUGUGCAAGUUUGUAUCUCCAGAAUUAUGGCCCUUUUUGCACUUGGUAAAUUUUACAUAAUCCAAACUCUUGUGUUACUAGCAAGCACUGAGAAUAGUUGAGCAUGCUGUGCUACAAAAACUCUUGUUUUUAUCAUAAAAAGAUAAAUGAGUUUUAUAUUUUUACUGAUAAAUUUAAAUAAAUGUGCUAAUAAACGCAUAGAUCUACAA